CGUCCUUUUGAAGGACGCCCGCCCCGAACCUCGGCGCCGCCUGCAAAGUAUUGUCCCGCUUCUUGUGCCCUAACAAAGCCUCCGCCUUCGCUUUGCAGAGCACUGGAGGCAGGCAGCCGGCUGUCCCCGCGCAACGGAGAGGCCGACAGAAGGUGAGCGCUGUGGGCUAUGGGAUGGAUGAGGUGGAGCAGGACCAGCAUGAGGCCCGACUCAAGGAGCUGUUUGACAGUUUUGAUACAUCAGGCAUUGGGUCCCUGGGACAGGAGGAACUCACUGACCUUUGCCACAUGUUGAGCUUGGAGGAGGUGGCCCCAGUGCUGCAAGAGACGCUGCUUCAGGACAACCUCUUGGGCAGGGUACAUUUUGACCAAUUUAAAGAAGCAUUAAUACUCAUCUUGUCUAGAACUCUAUCAAAUGAAGAACACUUUCAAGAACCAGCAUCUGUGGGUGUCAGCUGCCAACAAGUAGCUCGGGUGUCUGGGCCACUCCUGAAUACUCACAAGCUGACACACUCUCUUCUGAUAAAAGACUGCUCACUCGAAGCUCAGCCCAAAUAUGUUAGAGGUGGGAAGCGUUAUGGACGAAGGUCCUUACCUGAGUUUCAAGAAUCCGUGGAGGAGUUUGCAGAGGUGACAGUGAUCGAGCCACUAGAUGAAGAAGCACGGCCUUCACACAUCCCAACUGGUGACCACAAUGAGCACUGGAAGAUGCAACACAGUGAGGAGUAUGAAGCAGAAGGCCAGUUGAGAUUUUGGAACCCAGAUGACUUGAAUGCCUCCCAAAGUGGGUCUUCCCCUCCCCAAGACUGGAUAGAAGAGAAACUGCAGGAGGUUUGUGAAGAUUUGGGGAUUACCCGUGAUGGUCACCUGAACCGAAAGAAGCUGGUCUCCAUCUGCGAGCAGUAUGGUUUGCAGAAUGUCAAUGGAGAGAUGCUCGAGGAAGUCUUCCAUAAUCUUGAUCCUGAUGGUACAAUGAGCGUAGAAGACUUUUUCUAUGGCUUGUUCAAAAAUGGAAAAUCCCUUACACCAUCCGCAUCUACUCCAUAUAGACAAUUGAAAAGGCACCUCUCCAUGCAGUCCUUUGAUGAGAGCGGUCGACGUACUACAACCCCAUCGGUGAAGACGGGUACCAUUGGCUUUCGGGUCUUCUCCUGCCUGGAUGAUGGGAUGGGCUAUGCAUCAGUGGAGAGAAUACUUGACACCUGGCAGGAAGAGGGCAUCGAGAACAGCCAGGAGAUCCUGAAGGCCUUGGAUUUCAGUCUUGAUGGAAAUGUCAACUUGACAGAAUUGACGCUGGCUCUUGAAAAUGAACUUUUGGUUACCAAGAAUGGCAUUCACCAGGCGGCACUGGCCAGCUUUAAAGCUGAGAUCCGGCAUUUGCUGGAGCGAGUUGAUCAGGUGGUCAGAGAAAAAGAGAAGCUACGGUCAGAUCUGGACAAAGCUGAAAAGCUCAAGUCUCUAAUGGCCUCAGAAGUGGACGAUCACCACGCGGCCAUAGAGCGGCGGAAUGAGUACAACCUCAGGAAACUGGAUGAAGAGUACAAGGAGCGCAUAGCAGCCUUAAAGCAUGAGCUCCGAAAGGAGAGAGAGCAGAUCAUGCAACAGGUGGGCAAGCAGCGCUUGGAACUUGAGCAGGAAGUUGAAAAGGCAAAAACAGAAGAGAACUACAUCCGGGACCGCCUUGCCCUCUCUUUAAAGGAAAACAGUCGUCUAGAAAAUGAGCUUCUGGAAAAUGCCGAGAAGUUGGCAGAGUAUGAAAAUAUGACAAACAAACUUCAGCAAAAUUUGGAAAAUGUGUUAACAGAAAAGUUUGGUGACCUCGAUCCCAGCAGUGCUGAAUUCUUUCUGCAAGAAGAGAGGCUGACACAGAUGAGAAAUGAAUAUGAGCAGCAGUGCAGGGUAUUACAAGACCAAGUGGAUGAACUCCAGUCUGAGCUGGAAGAAUAUCGUACACAAGGCAGGGUUUUCAGAAAUCCCGUGAAGAACUCGCUGUCAGAAGACCUUGACGUUAACAGCGGUGGCCUUGAGCCUGACCAAGGGCUUGGUUCUGAAGAAUGCAAUCCACUGAAUAUGAGCAUCGAGGCAGAACUGGUCAUUGAACAGAUGAAAGAACAUCAUCACAGGGACUUGUGUCGCCUAAGACUGGAGCUUGAAGAUAAAGUGCACCAUUAUGAAAAGCAGCUAGAUGAAACCAAGGUCGCCUGCGAAAAGGAGCAGGAGAACAUGAAGCAGAAGUAUGAGAAUGAAGUGCACAUUUUGGAAAAACAAAUAAGUGACCUUAAAAAUGAAAUUGCAGAACUUCAGGGCCAGGCCGUAGUACUCAAGGAGGCACAGCAUAUGACUGCCUGCAGACAUAAGGAGGAGACAAAGCAACUGCAGACGAAGUGGGAUGAGGAGAAGACUCUCCUUCAGGAGAAGCUGAGGAUGGAACAUGAGAUGGAGCUCAAGGAUAGGCUGAAGCAGGCGGAGGAAAGCUUUAACCGUGAGAGGGAAGGACUUAUGCAGAACGGUGCCUGGACAGAAGAGAAGGUGAGAGGCUUGACUCAGGAACUGGAGCAACUUCACCAGGAGCAGCUGAAAAGCCUGGUGGAGAAGCACACUCUUGAGAAAGAGAAGUUGCAAAAACAGCUCUUGGAAAAACACCAAAGGGAACUUCAAGAGGGAAGGGAAAAAAUGGAAACUGAGUGUAAUAGAAGAACGUAUCAGAUAGAAGCCCAGUUUCAGGCUGAUUGUCAGAAAGUCACUGAGAGAUGCGAAAAUGCUCUGCAGAGCCUUGAGGGGCGUUACCGCCAAGAACUGAGGGAGCUCCUGGAGCAGCAACACGAGGAGAGAUCCCAGUGGGAGUUUGAGAAGGACGAGCUCACCCAGGAGUGUGCAGAAGCCCAGGAGCAGCUCAAAGAGACUCUCCAAAGAGAGAAAGCUACUUCUCUGGUCCUGACCCAGGAGAGGGAGAUGCUGGAGAAAACAUACAAAGAACAUUUGGAUAGCAUGGUUGUUGAGAGAGAGCAGCUACUCAAAGACCUGGAAGAUCUAAGACAUGUGUCUGAAAGUCAGCAAAGUCUACUGUCUAACCAGAUACUUGAGCUGAAAAGCAGUCAUGAAAGAGAGCUGAAGGACCGUGAGCAGGUCCUGUGCCAGGCAGGCGUCUCGGAGCAGCUGGCCAACCAACAUCUCGAAAGGCUAGAAAUGGAACGUGACCAGGAGAGGCAGGAAAUGAUGUCCAAGCUUCUGGUCAUGGAGAGCGUCCACAAAGUGACCUGUGAGAAAGCAGAUCGAGACAGAGCUGAGAUGAGCAUGGAAAUCUCCCGGCUUCAGAAUAAAGUUAAGGAAAUGCAGCAGGUGGCAUCUUCUCCCUCUAGGCUUCAGAAUGGCUGCCAGGAAAUAGGAGGGGAGGAGGCAGAAGGGAGUGGAGCCAUGUCCUUGCUGCAGCAAGGAGAGCGGCUGCUGGAAGAGAAUGGAGAUGUCCUCUUAAGCCUGCAGAGAGCUCAUGAAAGAGCAGUGAAGGAAAAUGUGAAAAUGGCUGCUGAAAUUUCUAGAUUGCAACAGAGGCUGCAAAAAUUAGAGCCAGGGUCAGUAAUGUCUUCCUGUUUAGAUGAGCCAGCUACUGGAUUUUUGGGAAAUUCUGUAGAACAAAUGGAGCCAUUUUUACAGCAAAAUCGAAUGAAGCAAGUAGAAGGUGUAAACAUGCGGCGUGUCCCAAGUGACCUGCAAGAUGAGGAGGUCCGGGAUCUGAGAAGUACAGGGACCAGUUCUGGUCAGAGACAGGAAGUCAAAAUAGAGGACUCUGAAGCAUCGAUAGAGAGUUUUUCUGAGCUUGAAAAUAGUGAGGAGACCAGGACUGAAACCUGGAACCUAAAGAAUCAGAUCUGUCAACUUCAGGAACAACUAAAGAUCUUACGUGCAGACUGCGAUCGAGCUUCUGAAAAGAAACGAGACUUGCUUUUUGACGUUUCUGUGCUAAAAAAGAAACUAAAUGUACUUGAGAGAAUCCCUGAGCCUUCUCCCAAAUAUAAAUUAUUAUAUGAAGAUGCCAGUAGAGAAAAUGACUGUCUCCAGGAAGAGCUGAGAGUGAUGGAGUCACGUUACGAUGAAGCACUAGAAAACAACAAAGAACUCACUUCAGAAGUUUUCAGAUUACAGGAUGAGCUAAAAAAAGUUGAAGAAGUAACCGAAACAUUUCUUAGUCUGGAAAAGAGUUACGAUGAGGUCAAAAGAGAAAACGAGGAACUGCAUGUUCUGGUUUUGAGACUUCAAGACAAGAUUGAGAAGCUGCAAGGAAGAGCAGUGAUACAGUGUGACUGCUUCUCAUUAUGGGAAGCCCAUUUAGAGAACCUGGACGUCAAACCUGCUGAAAAGGUACUUGAACUAAAUCAGACACUGGAAGAGUGCGUGCCAAAGGUCAUGAAUGUACAGCAUAUUAUAGAAGAACAUUAUCAAGAAAACCAGUACCUUGAGCAGGAGAAUACACAGAUGCUGGAAAAAGUAAAAGCACAUGAAAUCUCCUGGUUACGCAGAAUAAUCCAGACACAUCAAGAAAAGCCUGGAGAACAGAACCAAAUUAUGCUGGAGGAAAACACUGCUCUCCUAGGCCUUCAGGACAAACAUUUUCAGCGUCAGGCCAUGAUAGCAGAGUUAGAACUGGAGAAAAAAAAGCUGCAGGAGCUGACUAGAAAGUUGAAAAAAAAGGAAAGAGUCACACUAUUAGUUAAGCAAAAGGAUUUACCUUCUCAAGGAGGAAAGGAGGAAGAGCUGAAGGCAAUGAUGCAUGACUUGCAGAUCACAUGCAGUGAGAUGCAGCAAAAAGUUGAACUUCUGAGAUAUGAAUCUGAGAAGCUUCAAGAUGAAAAUUCUAUUUUGAGAAAUGAAAUUACUACUUUAAAUGAAGAAGAUAGCAUUUCUAACCUGCAAUUGGAGAAAUUAAAUGGAUCUCAGGAAGAAAUGUGGCAAAAAAUAGAAAUUAUAAAACAGGAAAAAGCUGCAGUUCAGAAAAUGGUUGAAAAUUUAAAGAAACAGAUUUCAGAAUUGAAAACCAAAAACCAACAGUUGGAUUCGGAAAAUACGGAACUUAGCCAAAAGAACUCUCAAAAUCAGAAAGAACUACAAGAACUUAAUCAACGUCUGGCAGAAGUGCUCUGCCAGAAGGAUAAAGAGCCAGGACACAGCACAUCUGAGGAAUGGGAAGAAGAAAAGUCUAAUCUGAAAGAAGAACUGGAACACUGCAAAGUGCAGUCCUCUACUUUAAUGUCUUCUCUGGAAGCAGAACUUUCUGAAGUUAAAAUACAGACUCAUAUUGUGGAACAGGAAAACCUCCUUCUCAAAGAUGAACUGGAGAAAAUGAAACAACUGCACAAAUGUCCCGAUCUCUCUGACUUACAGCAAAAAAUUUCUAGCGUCCUAAGAUACAAUGAAAAACUACUGAAAGAAAAGGAAGCUCUAAGUGAAGAAUUAAAUAGCUGUGUUGAUAAGUUGGCAAAAUCCAGUCUUUUAGAGCACAGAAUUACAACUAUGAAGCAAGAACAGAAGUCUUGGGAACACCAGAGUGAAAGCUUAAAGUCGCAGCUAGUGGCUUCACAGGAAAAGGUUCAGAGUUUAGAGGACACCCUGCAGAACGUAAACCAGCAAAUGUCCCAGAUUAAAUCCGACCUACAAGUGACUCAGCAAAAAAAAAGGAGGCUUUAACAAGAAGUAAUGUCUUUACAUAAGCAACUUCAGAAUACUGGUGACAAGAACUGGGCCCCAGGAGUAGCCACCCACAUAGCAAGAUUCUGUAACCAGGAGCAAAAUCUGUCUUGGGACAAGUUGGAUCAUCUGAGGAAUGAGGAACAGCAGCUGCUUUGGCAAGAGAAUGAGAGACUCCAAACUGGGGUACAGAACACCAGAGCAGAACUCACACACUCCCGGGAGAAGGUUCGUCAUCUGGAAUCCAGCCUUCUUCCCAAGCACCAAAAACAUCUAAACUCAUCAGGUACUUUCAAGCCCACAGAGCAGGAGAAGUUGAGCUUAAAGAGAGAGUGUGAACAGUUUCAAAAGGAACGAUCUCCUACUAACAGAAAGAUCUGUCAGAUGAAUUCCCUUGAACGAGAAUUAGAAACCAUUCAUUUGGAAACAGAAGGCCUGAAAAAGAAACAAGUAAAACUGGAUGAGCAGCUAAUGGAGAUGCAGCACCUGAAGUCCACUGUGAUGCUUAGCCCAUCCCCUCAUGCUUGGGAUCUGCAGCUGCUCCAGCAGCAAGCCUGUCCAGUGGUGCCCAGGGAGCAGUUUCUGCAGCUUCAACACCAACUGCUGCAGGCAGAGAGGAUAAACCAGCUCCUGCAGGAGGAACUUGAAAAUAGGACCUCCGAAACCAACACACCACAGGAAAACCAAGAACAACUGGUAACUGUCAUGGAGGAACGAAUGAUUGAAGUUGAACAGAAAUUGAAACUGGUAAAAAGGCUUCUUCAGGAGAAAGUGAAUCAGCUCAAAGAACAAGUGAGCCUCCCAGGUCAUCUCUACCCACCCACCUCACAGUCCACUUUUAACUCCAAUUUUACAUUCCUUUAUUGCCAUUAAUUUUUGUUGUCUAAUAAAGGCAAAUUCUGUGAAUGUAUAGGAGAAUUUAGGAUUCACUCUCCCCAUACCACUUCAAAAAUAAUGUGUUAUACAUUAUUUUUUUUCAAAGUUCUUGUAAGGUACAUGUUCAUCCACAAUUUUUUAAAAAUGUAUUUGUUAACAGUGACUCAGGUUUUUGUUUGUUGGGUGUUUUUGUUUUUUGUUUUUUGUUUUUUUAGGCCCAACACAGGAAAUAUCUCUAGUUAAAUAAGCAGAAAAUUUAUACUGGUAAAAAAUUGUAGGAUGUUAAAUAGAACUUUAGCUUUCAUGUUUGUAACAGUUAUGACAACCUCAAAAAGUACUUUAUGACUAUAACCAGACUCAAAAGGCUAUGCUUUGAAUUAGAAUCCAGACCCUGAAUUCCAAGACUGCUAAGCAGCUUGAGCCUUUUCACCUGCUGGUGGCAGGUGUGGCCUGUUUAGAAAUUAUAUGUGCAUCCACUGAAGAGACAUGCAAAAAGGAAUACUUUCUAGGAAAGUUUAAUAGCUUCUCUGGAAACUGAGAUUGAGUUGAACUGAUGGGAAUAGGAGGGAGGAAAUUGCCCUACCUUGUUUUCUAGAUACAUUAAAUUUAAGAAUACUCUCAAGAGAGAGUCUUAACACAGAGGUAGAUAGGAACUUUCUUUUGCCCUACAUCUUAAUACACAGAAUGGAAAAAAAAAAAAAGUCCCCUACAGUAAGCAUUUAUUGGAUCAGUCUUUUCAUCCAUUUAUUCAACACAUAAUUACUAUAUACCAGGUACUGUUCUAAGCAUUAGAGAUACAAUAGCUAACAAAAAAAUCUCUGCCUGUGUGCAUUGUAGUUCAUCUACAAAGUACUGAGCACUUGGCUAGGUAGUAGUUUUGAGAAUUAAAGGAAAUGGGGUCUACUCUGUUUUCAGUAGAGGGGAACACAAGAAAUACUUGAUCCAGUCCCCAGGAGUUGAAAGAAGGUUUCCCAAAGGCCUCUUAACCUUAGUAUUGAGGGUCGAGUAAGAUUUUAACAAGUGAAGAAAUGUGGGAAGGGCAUUCUAGGCUAUGGAAACAUCAUGGAGUUAUAACAACAAAUGGGUGAGACAUCUACGAACACUGGCGUUAAUAGUUUGGCAUAACUCUGUCCUGAAAGAAGCAGAAGAGAGAGAGGAGCUAGCAGUAGAAAGCCUUACAUGUGGAGCCAUGGAGUUUGAAUUUCAUUCUGUAGGUGAUAAAGAACCAUCAAAGUGUCUUCUAAGGAAAGGAAGGGAGGGAGGGAGGAAGAAAAAGUUAUAUUACAACAGUUCAAAAGAGAGAAGAUUACUAUGUUACACUUGCCAGUCACCUAGGUUUGGGGCUUCUAUAGUCUUUAUCAUUGCCCUGUGAAGUGCUAGUAAAUUAGCCACUCUUCAGUUCUUUAUCCCUAUCAACAUUUAUACUUUCAGAUGCCCUGCUUGAAAUUGGGUGUAAAAUGAAGAGUUAAUGAGAGAAGGGAGAUCAGAAGAUAUUAACAGGAGCAAUAAUAAAAUCAUCCCGAAGCCGCUGACAAGUUUUUCCACUCUAACCUAGAUUAUAUAUACUAACCACAAAGAUUAGACUGUAUCUUCUAGACAAGGCUCUAAGCAAAAGAGGAAGAGUUAAGGAAGAGUAACUGCCCAAAUCUUAUCUCUUUGUUAUAAUACAUGAGCCAAUUUUUUAAAUAAUCAGGAGGUUGCAUCUGUUGAAAACAGAGUUAAACACAGUUCACACCCUAUACCUCAGCAACAAGUUAUAAAAGUAUUUUGAUAUUUUUAGAGAAUGAAUAAAGGAAUAAUACCUAAUUUAUUUGGGAAAAAAACUUUCAUUUUUGAACCCUCAAAUAUCUAUUUGUUCUUUUCAUCAGAGACUUCUAACAUAUUAUGCCAAGAAACAGCUUGAAAUAAGUGGGUUUGCUCCACUCGUAUCUCUGAUGCAAGUCUGAUGUUAAAGCUUUAUUGUAAAAUAAAAGAAUAUAAUCGAUAGAA
Messenger RNA from Pteropus alecto (black flying fox), 8543 nucleotides. It is a transcript of the gene NIN, whose product is annotated as ninein. The transcript is spliced from 30 exons. Gene Ontology annotation, molecular function: DNA-binding transcription factor activity; calcium ion binding. Gene Ontology annotation, biological process: centrosome localization; microtubule anchoring at centrosome; regulation of DNA-templated transcription. NCBI's taxonomy places the organism in Eukaryota, Metazoa, Chordata, Mammalia, Chiroptera, Pteropodidae. Bases 174 to 5678 code for a protein of 1834 amino acids. Gene Ontology annotation, cellular component: mitotic spindle pole; centriole; centrosome. The record is from RefSeq and is a predicted model, not a curated record.